GCGAACAAUGCCGCGGUACACCACGAAAGGUUUUGUUGUGGGCUGAGUGUGGGGAGCUGCCAACUUGACUUCUCUCUCUGUGUGUCUGAAAUGGAGAAGUGUUAUAAUUCCACAAGGGUGUGAUGUUACUGAAGGCGCCAGUUUUUCGUUCUUAUAAAACAUCUUGAGAUAGGUCUUCUCUGUGAGCGGAGCCACUUGUUCUAGUUUAUCGAAAUUUGGAAUAAUCGCCCAUAAAACAAUGAAUUAAAUCGAUUUGAGGAAAUGUAUAAAGACGCGCCCGCAGUUUGUAAAGACUGUUAAUUGUGAUCUUAGUCGUAUAAUCUUGGAGAAAAAAACCCAGCUUGGAGCCAAUUUGCAUCUGCUAGACCAGCCACGAUGGAGCUAACCGAACACACCAGAUGGAUGGUAGUCAACGGCCAGCACGGUGGUGAAGGGCACAACGGGUCACACACCCAUGCUCCCCACCCAGCCAGUAUGACCCCUUCUUCCACCACAGAACGGAUGCCACACGCUCCCCACCAUAGUUUAAACUUCAUGGAGCCCACCCAGCUUGUUCCCCCAGAUGAAGUGGAUGUUUUCUUCCACUCUCUUGACGGGAGCUCAAACGCUGUCAACCCGCCGAGCUACUACGCCAACUCGGCCGCGUCCCGAGCGGCAGCGAUACACAGCUACAGGCCUUCACACGCUCGAGUUUCUGGCAGCCAAGUUUGCAGGCCACAUUUCCACACUCCAACUAUCCAGUGGUUCGAGAGCAGUAAAACCCUUCGCCCAGUCCACCAGAGUAGCAAUCACUCCGCCUGGUGUACCAGCCCUUUUGGUGGGGCCUCAUCAGCGGUUUCGUCCCACGGUGGUCCACCGGCUCUCGGCAGCUCCACUACGGGUGGUGGAAUCAACUCUCAAUCCAGCUCGCAUUUGUUCAACUUUCCGCCGACACCACCGAAGGACAGCACCCCGGACCAUUUGACGACGGCCGGGUUGAGCAUCCACCCCUCCAGUGAGUACACCCACAUGGAGGAUAAAUCAAUGCACAGGGAUCACCAUCUUACCUCCCCUGUCUCAUCAUCAUCCUCAGCCAACAUGUCGAUGGCAACGGGCUCAUCGGCUGCCGACACACCGUACAGCACCCAGCAUCAUAUGCCGUACGCUACCUACGUUCCGGCCCCGGAUCUCUCCAACUCGUUGGGGUUCCACACCGGAGCGGUGAUUGGUAAUCGGAACUUCAACGGAUCUGCGCCCCGGCCUCGAACCAAAAGCAGGUCCAGCUCAGAAGGACGUGAAUGUUGUAACUGCGGGGCUACAUCGACCCCGUUAUGGCGCCGUGACGGUAACGGGCACUACCUGUGCAAUGCGUGCGGCUUGUACCAUAAGAUGAACGGGCAGAACAGACCUCUCAUCAAACCCAAGCGGAGACUGUCCGCAGCUAGACGGGCGGGUACGUCAUGUGCUAAUUGCCAAGCAACGACCACAACCCUCUGGCGGAGGAAUCACAAUGGUGAUCCUGUCUGCAACGCCUGCGGACUCUACUACAAACUCCAUGGGGUAAAUCGACCACUGACAAUGAAGAAAGACGGCAUCCAGACGCGGAAUCGCAAACUCUCCACCAAGUCCAAGAAGAACAAAGGCAAACUAGCCAUGGAGUCCAUGAAACAGAUGGAGGACAACUACCCCAAGUUCCCCAUGUUUGCCGAACCGCACCAGAACCUCUCCCACCCUCAUCCUCACUACCACACGGGUAUGAGCGACUACAGUAUGACCGGGCCCACCUCGGCGUCUAUCCACCAUUCCCAUCACCACUCCCACCCGCACUCCAUGACGUACAGUCCGUCCUCGCUGUGUAACUCUCUGUAUCCAACCGGACCAACCCACGUGCCCGUACCGUGCAGCUUACCGAUGUCCUCCUCGACCAGCAGCAUGGUGGGAGCGAUGGCUUGAUUCGACGGUACAGAAACUGGACACAGUGUCGCCUGAUGAAAAGUACGGACUUAUUAUAAACACGAAAUUAAAAGGGGUGGGGAGUUGUCUUGUAACCCCUGUGUCAAAAACAAUUACCCAGACUUUAUUAAGGUAUUCAACGACGGUGCCAUGUUGUGACAGCAGCGACUUAAACGGGAAAGUGUGGCUGUGACGUCAAACGCUGACGAUGUACAUUAAAAACAAAAUGGCGCCAUGGACAUAGACAAUGAUGGCAGUAUUGUUCAGUUGCAUUGGCAGAUUGAAAGAUGUAUGUGUAGACUUCAACCAAACAUUGUAAAGGAUUUGAGCUUGCAAUGACAUUGGCUGCACCCUUUCCAUUGAGCUUUGAAAGGGUGGAAAAUGCUUCAAAGUUCCGUUCUGUAUACGAGACCAUGUGGAUAUCGUUGACCGAGAGAGUGUACACCAGUAGGAAGAUAACAUACAGGGAUCGCUCCAAAUUGACUUUUGACAAUGUUGAUGUCAUGUAGAUAGGCCUGCAGUGCGAGUCAAGUCCAUGUUACAGAGUUUAACAUCAUAUUAGUUGUACAUCCGUUUAUAAAUACGUAACUAUACGGUGUGAGUGUUCAUUGUAAGAUAUAUUUGUAUUGUUUCCUUGUAAUUGAGAAUUCCUAUAAACAAAACAACAGUAUUCGUAAAAAGAUGUAAUACAUAAAAAUAACAGUUUAGAAGAUUGCGGAUUUCGUUUUUCUUUGUGAUCUGUUUGUUUGUGGAGCAUUUGCAUAAUAUUGUUUGGCUCACUGUAAAAGCUUACAGAAUUAAAACAAUUAGCACACUGUAUCAGAGGCACUUAACCCGAGUGUUUUACACUAGGGGUGGUUCCUUAGUUGGGGUUUUUAACUUGCCGAAAGUACGACCAACACCAAUUGAACUUCGUGAAGGCUAGGUUUAAACUGAGAGAGAGGUUUGCGGUUACACCAUGUCGAUAUCUCUUUUUGAGUAGUAGUGUUUCUGAAAAGAUUAACGACUCGUUGUUUCGAUCAGUAAGCUCUGGUUGUCUUCAGGAGAACGUUAUUACUUUGGCUUAGUGUUUUGGGAACAAAACCUCAGCAAAGAAACAAAUGGCAGUUUUAAAUGGUCUAAGAGAAAGGACUGACAAUUUUCAAACAAUACAUUUCUUAAUUAUUAGACAUUCUUGAUGUUUCCAAAACGAAAGAUUUGUUAAUAAUAUGUUUUUUUUAUUGUAAUUAUUUAUAUAUAAAUAUAUAAAAUACAUUCCUUAAAUAAAGUAGACCCCUAAACUUGUCAGUGAAUGAAUGUUAUAAUAGUAUUGCUCUAAUUGUGUUUCAUCUUCAAAAAUAACUGUUCAUUGUGUGUGUUGGAGCCUUCACUCUUAAAACUCCCUAGUCAGAAUUAAAUCCUGGUCAGAAUUGACCCCGAAUCAGAAUUGACCCCGAGUCAGAACUGACACCGAGUCAGAAUUGACUCCGAGUCGAAUUGACCCCGAGUCAGAAUUGACCCAGAGUAAAAUUGACCCCGUGUUAGAAUUGACGCGAGUCGGAGGGGCUCUUGGUUCAAUUUCACAAAGCACUAAAGAUUAUCUUGAAAAUGAGUUGUCUAAAAGUGAUUUGUUUGAGACAGCACACCUUACUUAGCAACAACGAUUGAUUUACAAGUAAAAACCAACCUUUUUUUAAAUCGGGCCCUGACGCACUUCUGGGUCGGCAUGACCCAGGAUCUGUUAUAAUUUAGGUUUUGACUAUUUUUUGUUAUAGGGAUUUUGACUAAUUUUUGAGUCACUUUGACCAUGGUUUGACACACAUUCCGGGCUAGUCUGACCGUAAACGGAUCAGGCCCCUGGGAAUGCAUGCAAAUCUGACCAGGAGUUUCUUAGAGGUAUAUAGGCCUAGCCUAGUUCCAUUCAACCUAAAACUAUAGAGAAAAUCUCAUUAUAUUUGUCAAAAUGUCUUGGACUUUCAGCAAAAGAUCCUUGUUUUAUUUUCGCAAUUUCUUGUACUUUUUAUAAAAGCAUGCUGUCCGUCGAAAUUACCAUCCCGAAUAAAUUCACCUUUAUUCUGAGCAUCA
Molecule: messenger RNA, 3996 nt
Organism: Asterias rubens (European starfish)
Lineage: Eukaryota; Metazoa; Echinodermata; Asteroidea; Forcipulatida; Asteriidae
Product: GATA-binding factor 2-like
Exons: 6
Coding region: 376-1932 (518 amino acids)
Biological process (GO): cell fate commitment; positive regulation of transcription by RNA polymerase II; negative regulation of transcription by RNA polymerase II
Cellular component (GO): nucleus
Molecular function (GO): DNA-binding transcription factor activity, RNA polymerase II-specific; zinc ion binding; RNA polymerase II cis-regulatory region sequence-specific DNA binding
Source: RefSeq, a predicted model, not a curated record